ACUCCCUCAUAUACAUAUAUCAGAGGUUGAAAGUUCUGAGAUGCACGCCAAGGAAAUUAAGCUUAGCAAAUUCCACUAGUAGUGUGAUCAGUUUUCUUAGCACAAUGACUUUCAACGAUGAUGAGGAAGUUGUUAAGCCCCAAGAAAUCACAACAGGAGGGAGAAAGCGUCGACCUAUUGUUUCGGGAAAAACGCAGGUGACGGUGAUCAACAAGAAGGAGGCGCCACUUGAAGAAACCAACUUGGAUGUGUUGCUGAAGCUGACGGGAUCAGGAGACAACAAAGACAGACUAGGAGUGGAUCUUGUGACCGUCAUCGAUGUCAGCGGAAGUAUGCAAGAGGAGGACAAGAUAGAAAAGUUGAAAGUCGCAAUGCAAUUCCUGAUCAAGAAACUCAGCUCCAUUGAUCGUUUGACGGUCGUCAAAUUCUCCGACAGCGCGCAGAGGUUGUUCCCAUUGCGCCAGGUGACUGAAGAGGCUCAAGCCAAGAUUAUAGAUGAGGUCAAAGCCUUGAAAGCCGGCGGUAACACAAACAUCGCCGAUGGCCUUAGAACAGCAUUACAAGUGCUCGAUGACCGCCGUUUUAAGGAAGGGCGUGUGGGCGCAGUCAUGCUUAUGUCCGACGGUGCCGAAAACAGGGGUAAGGCGGCCGAAGUUGAUGUCAGCAAGGUGCCGGUUCACACAUUCGGUUUUGGCGCAAAUCACGAUCCAAGGGUGUUACAAGAAGUCGCAAAGAAGAGCAAUGGAGGAACGUUCGCGGACGUUCAAAACGACAAAAACUUGAGCCUUGCAUUUUCGCAGUGUUUGGCUGGGCUUCUCACCGUGGUUGUUCAGGACUUGAGGCUGACCGUCAAGCAAUUCGACGGAGAUUCGACAAUUUUAAAUGUGUUUGCCGGAAACUAUCCGCAAACCAAGAACAGCGACAACUCCAUAACUAUUUUCUUCGGCAAUCUCUACAACAAAGAGGUACGCAACAUCAUAGUGGAACUUAGUCUCCCUGGAGUUGAAGACGAGAUCGGCGUGGAUGUUCUGCGAGUGAGUUACACUUACGAGACCGGCGUCGUCGGAGAUCCGCUGUUCGAAGCGAAUCCGAUAAAAGCAACGGUGACCCGCACUGGGUCAGCGUCGGCGAAAGAGCUGGACGAGAUCAUUGCUGAGAGGAACCGUCUCACGACCGCAAAGGUAAUGAAAUCGGCAAGAGAGAAGGCCGAUGAACAGAAGCUGGAUGAGGCUAAGGUCAUGUUGACCGAUGCCCAAAACUCACUUGAGGAUGUCGAGACUGAUAAGCCCCAUCCCGUCCUCGAGAGUCUCAAAACAGAGCUACAAACAUUGUUGGACUACAUGGAAUCACCGGAAACCUACAAAAAGAAAGGGCGUCCAUUUGCCCUGUCUUCUGAGACUUCUCAUGAACGACAGCGUUACGCUGCGAGAGGUGAUGAUGUUGGGGAGAACAGAAUGUUUGCUACUCCGCGUAUGGACGCACUGUAUGAGCAAGCCAAGGAAUUUGACAAGGAUCCGGACAACUUCAAGUUGCCAACGGAAGAGGAGGAUUUGAAGGAAGAAAUCAUCGCCGAUCCGCUCGGUCCGAUCAUCGGACCACUUCGCUACCAGAUUCAGAUAGCCAUUGACGCUCUCAAAUCCAUUGACACCAUACUCAGUACGGCUGGCAGCGCCCUUUGAAUAAAUGCAUUAUGAAUUGCGUGCUUUAAUUUCUUUAAAUAUGUAUUUCAGUAUUUGUGCUUUUGCUUUUGCCCUACUACGUACUUGAAUAAAUUAAUUACGCGUUUGGUCUGUUGGGCGUUGGCUUUACAUGUAUGCAAGAGGUGAGUUGUAUGGUUUGAAUUUGGGAAAGACUACAAUAAUGUUUCCUUUUCA
This is a messenger RNA of Morus notabilis, 1874 nucleotides long. RefSeq lists its product as uncharacterized. The coding region runs from base 105 to 1679 and encodes 524 amino acids. The transcript is spliced from 3 exons. The record is from RefSeq and is a predicted model, not a curated record. Lineage: Eukaryota; Viridiplantae; Streptophyta; Magnoliopsida; Rosales; Moraceae.